AUGCAGUCCACGAUCCAGCAAGAUUCCAUCCCCAACCGGAUUCGAGAACCUCCAGUAUCUACAACGCAACCACGAGACCUCUCCUCCAGUGAAUCCCACCAACCGCCGGAUCCCAACCCAGAUGCCGUCUCGGAUUCAUCUUGGAAACCAAGAUUCGACCGUCGCCAAAGCUGGAGCCAUGAAGACCAGAAACACCAGCUGCAGGAACGACUGCUGAACGUCGAGCAAGGACGCGAGACGGGGUUUACGGAGAAGGGAUCGGUCCCUCAAUCAACCUAG
Penicillium brasilianum is the source of this 279-nucleotide messenger RNA. NCBI's taxonomy places the organism in Eukaryota, Fungi, Ascomycota, Eurotiomycetes, Eurotiales, Aspergillaceae. The record is from the annotation of a GenBank genome assembly.